AUGAGAUCUCAGAGCAACCCGAUUGCCGAGAGGGCAGAUGCAGAUUCUCAUCAGGAGGGACACCACAACACUGGCCAUCCAGGCCAUCCAGAGCAGACUGCUGGCGCAGGAUGCGAGAGUGACUCAGAUGGCCCUGCUCCGGCAACAGAGAUGAAGUCACAGGACGCUGGUGCGAGGCAAGGCCUGGACACCCUAUCUAACGAGGAGGAAAGAGAACAGCCCCUUUAUGACGAAAAGGCGCUUCCGUUAGCAGGAAAUGGACUGCUAUUCCAGGCCAUAACUAGGGACCAGGACGGUAACUCGGUUCGUCUGUCCCGUACGAGAUCGUCACAACCUUCUCCGCCUGCGGAUUCAGAGAACCUCGCCCGGCUAGGUUCUCGCAUGUCAACAGAUCCAGAUGGCAAUGUGUAUCCCGAGGGUGGGCUGGAGGCAUACCUGGUGGUAUUUGGGUGUUUUCUCUGCCUUUUCGGCUCCUUUGGAUUGGUUAACACCAUAGGGACCUUCCAGGCUUAUUUGAGUGAGAAUCAACUCAAGGAUUACAAUCAGAGUACCAUCUCAUGGAUCUUUGGCGUCUUUUCCUUCCUCAUCUUCUUCGGUGGUCUUCAGAUCGGCCCUAUAUUUGAUGCAAAGGGCCCAAAGGGGCUUGUCCUCGUCGGUUCGACCCUUGUCAUUGGGAGCUUAAUUGCUCUUGGAUUUUGCACUGAAUACUGGCAGAUAAUGGUUGUGUUUGGUGUUGUCUGUGCAGCUGGAACUUCGAUGGUGUUCACACCAGCAGUGGCUAACCCUGGCCACUAUUUCUUUCGCCUUAGAGGCCGGGCAACUGGUCUAGCAGCAACAGGAGGGAGUGUAGGAGGUAUUGUCUUUCCUUUGGUGCUAGAUGCUCUCUUCACCAAGAUUGGAUUCGCCUGGUCUACUCGCGUAUUGGCUUUGAUAUGCUUUGUUAGUCUUGGUGCUGGCUUGAUGUUGGUCAAAUCACGACUGCCCAGACAGCGUGCUACCAUGGAGAAUAUCAUGCCUGAUCUCCGUAUUCUCCUGGAGCCAGUAUUUGCAUGCACCACGCUCGGUAUUUUCUGCAUAGAGUGGGGUCUCUUUGUACCCCUCACAUAUAUAUCCUCCUAUGCUCUUCAUUACGGCAUGCCAAAGGGGUUAUCCUACCAGCUUCUAGCCAUCCUUAAUGUAGGCUCCUUCUUCGGCCGUUGGGUCCCCGGAUAUAUAUCCGAUUACACGGGACGUUUCAAUACCAUGAUUGUUACUGUCCUCAUGUGCCUACUCUCUGUGUCUUGCCUAUGGCUUCCGGCCAAUGGGAACACUGCGAUGACGGUAUCAUUCGCUUUUAUCUUCGGCUUCUCGAGUGGUAGUAACAUUGGUCUAACGCCAGUGUGUGUGGGCCAGACAUGCAAGACAGAGAAUUAUGGGCGUUAUUAUGCCACGGCAUACACCGUUGUCAGCUUUGGUAUCCCCAUUGGAGGAUCCAUCUUGACCCGUAAUGGCGGUGAAUACUGGGGCCUCAUUACUUGGACGAGUUGCUGUUACUUUGGAGGACUAGUAUUUUUCAUUGCAGCUCGUGUGCUUCGAGUCGGCUGGAACCCGUUCAAAAUAGACUGA
Molecule: messenger RNA, 1605 nt
Organism: Trichophyton benhamiae CBS 112371
Lineage: Eukaryota; Fungi; Ascomycota; Eurotiomycetes; Onygenales; Arthrodermataceae
Product: oxalate/formate antiporter, putative
Exons: 2
Coding region: 1-1605 (534 amino acids)
Biological process (GO): transmembrane transport
Cellular component (GO): fungal-type vacuole membrane
Molecular function (GO): transmembrane transporter activity
Source: RefSeq, a predicted model, not a curated record